AGAUUAUUAGCAAUGGGAGGUAUAAGAGCAUAGUGCAUAGGGCCAUGGUUAGCAGCGAGAGCACGAGGAUUUCAGUUGCGACUCAGGUAACACCUCCUAUUGAAAAUGUUACUUUUGCUCCUGCGCCAAAGUUGCUUGAAAGAUCUGAUUGCUCUACUAUAUUUCGUGGCAUCACAUUCAAAGAGCUCCUUGCAUUAAAAUAUCAGCACAAAUCGAUGAAUUCUAUUAUGGAUUUUAUAAAGGUGUGAUUUGUAAUAUAAAAUUAUAAAUCAAAAUAAUGUUGUGAGGUAGUAUGAAUUUCUAUGAGAUAUUAUAAAGAACAAUAUGAUGAAAUCGAAUGUAACCUAUAAAGCAUUAUUAUGUAUAAAAAACUUCCUCAGCUAUGUUAUGUCAACAAAAUGUAUUACCAUGUGUGGGUAUGAGGGGGCUAUCAUCCGCAGAUUAUUAUUGUAAUUUGUAAGUGUGAAUCUGCCAUUAUUGUUGCAACUAUUUUGAUAAUUGUUGGAAAUAGUUGUGGAUUAUGCAUAAUA
This is a messenger RNA of Dendrobium catenatum, 530 nucleotides long. RefSeq names its product flavanone 3-dioxygenase 2. NCBI's taxonomy places the organism in Eukaryota, Viridiplantae, Streptophyta, Magnoliopsida, Asparagales, Orchidaceae. The record is from RefSeq and is a predicted model, not a curated record.